Messenger RNA from Talaromyces rugulosus, 2544 nucleotides. RefSeq lists its product as uncharacterized. Lineage: Eukaryota; Fungi; Ascomycota; Eurotiomycetes; Eurotiales; Trichocomaceae. Gene Ontology annotation, biological process: carbohydrate metabolic process. The record is from RefSeq and is a predicted model, not a curated record. The transcript has a single exon. Bases 1 to 2544 code for a protein of 847 amino acids.
AUGAAAACUCAGAGCCUCACAGGGGCAGCGGCCUUGCUGUUGGCCCAGGCGUCUGUGGCGUUUGCAGCCCUACCCUCGAACAAGACAUCAUGGCAGCAAUACGUUGUCUCUCCGCAAAGCCGGAAUAUCGUCCCCGCCUCCAUCUUGUCGCAUAGCGGAAAUGUUUCCAACGCCGAUGUACUCGUAUCUGGAGGCGGAGUCGCGCGAUUGACGCGUGCAGAGCUGAAUACAACAUAUCCUUCCUGGCCCUCUGGAACGAACGCGAAAGCCUCAUCUGAGGCCGCGCCGAAUACAGACGGUGGCGUGACGCGCACGUACAACGCCAGCAAUGCUAUUGAUGGCAAUCUCAAUACCUUCUGGAACGACAACACAGAAGGCCAAUACCCAGACAUCUUGACCAUCACCAGCCCAUCCAAAGUCGUUCUCGACGGAGUCACUCUCGAGAGCAGUUCGGAUGGCGUUCCUGAGAGCUUCACUGUCGAGACCUGGGAUGGCUCCAGCUGGACCCAGUCCGGCUCCAUCACUGGCAACAAUGCGACCCGGUGCCGCGUACCCUUUUCCCAGAAUGUCACCACAGAUCAGGUCCGAGUGAACGUGACCCAGGACCAAGAAACCUCCAAGGGCGUAUACACGCGCAUCACCGAGUUGUGGCCAGCCCUCGUCGCCGACGAUCCGGCCGUGCCUGAAAUCGUCCUCGACUUUGGCCAGAAUGUGGUUGGCUUUCUCGAAAUUGAUUUUGCUGGUGGAUCGACCAAUACUCCUGGAAUCAAACUCGCCUUUUCCGAGACCCUAGUUUAUUUGACCGACGUCUCUGACUUUACCAGAUCAGGCAAUGGAGAUGCUAUCACUCCCGGGACAGACCAAAUCGCCGUUAAAUCUACACCAUACAAAUGGACGGACACGAACGGAUGCGCCUACAAUGAUAGCCAGGUCUGUGCUGAUGGGUUGCAUGGAUUCCGGUAUCUGAAAAUUAGCUUGGAUGCUCUCGACUCAGACUCGCCACACACCAGCCCAUCGGGCUUUGUUGAUAUCAGUUCAGUGUCCCUCAAUUUCACAGCAUACCUAGGAACUCUUUCCAGCUACUCGGGCUGGUUUGAAUGCUCCGAUGAGCAGCUAAACCAGUUCUGGUACGAUGCUGCUUAUACCAACGAAAUGGUCGUUGAUGACUUCCUCGCCGACACAGUCGACCCCAGAGACUCGGCGAGCCCAACCCUUUUGGGCAAAACUGUCAUCUACGACGGCGCUAAACGAGACAGAGAUCCAUAUGUUGGCGACAUUGCAAUCUCUGGACGAACAGCAUACCUGAGCCACGAGGACGUGAGCACUGCAGUGGUAAAUGUCCUUGCGGAUCUUGCUGAGCAUCAGUCGGAUAGCGGCUGGAUUCCGCCAGCGUCCAUUAACAACUAUGGCCUGCAUCUGUUUGAUUAUCCCUUGUACUGGGUGACCAGCAGCUGGGAUUAUGUUCUAUACACCGGUGACGUUGAAUACGCGACUACUUACUACCUCGAGUUACAAAACGUGUUGAAUACCUGGUGCCCAUCAGUGACUGACGACACAACGGGCCUACUCACCAAAAGCAAGUACUACCACGACUAUGCCUUCCUGGAGCGAUACGGCAUUGUAACCUACUACAACGCGCUAUAUGUCCAAGCCCUUCAAAGCGCAGCCAAACUCGCUAACGCCACCAACCAUACCAGCGAUGCAUCCGCCUGGCAGCAGCGAGCAGCCACUGUCUCGCAAGCCAUCAACGACCAUCUAUGGGACGCCAGCGUGGGCGCCUACCUCGACGACUCCACCGACACCACACGCCACGGCCAAGAUGGCAAUGGCAUUGCAGUAAUCACGGGCGUUGCCAAUGCCACACGAGCCCAGUCUGCGCUGGACUACCUGGCAGACAAGACCGCACUGCCCUACGGAAACGCAUUCAUGGAUAAUGAUUCUCUGCUAGCCGGCGGCUCAGAGCGAGUCUACGCUUUCACCUCUUACUUUGACAUCCAAGCUCGCUUCCUCACCAGCAACGUGGACUCUGCGCUAGACGAGAUUCGGCGCUUGUAUGGCUGGAUGGCCGCCAGUGAUCCCGGUAUCACUUUCUGGGAAGGCAUUGGAACCAACGGAUCCGCGUACGAAGAUGCAUACACAUCCAAAGCACACGGCUGGUCCACGGGUGUGCUGCCCGCACUGACAAACUAUGUCCUUGGCCUGACGCCCACCGAGCCAGGAUACCAGCGUUUCGCCGUCAACCCAGCUUUCCCUCAAAAUAUCACUUGGGCGAGAGGGCAAGAAGCGACGCCGUACGGAGAUGUUUAUCUGGAAUGGUCGACCGCGGAUAAUGGGACCGCGACGAUCUCGCUUACGGCGCCAAAGGGCACGGUGGCUGAUGUCUCUGUGCCCAAGAAGAGUAGUGUUGAGCUGGAUGGGACGGUUGUCUGGUCGGCAUCCUCCUCGGAUCAGACCCAGUCCGAUGGUGUUGAGGUUCAGCAGAAUGGGGACUUGAUCACACUGGUCGGGGUGUCAGCUGGUCAGCAUACUGUUGUUGCUAAGUGA